This is a messenger RNA of Dictyostelium purpureum, 1298 nucleotides long. RefSeq lists its product as uncharacterized. Lineage: Eukaryota; Evosea; Eumycetozoa; Dictyosteliales; Dictyosteliaceae. The transcript has a single exon. The coding region runs from base 4 to 1224 and encodes 406 amino acids. The record is from RefSeq and is a predicted model, not a curated record.
AAAAUGAAAAUUUUCAAAAGUUUAAUAACCUUAAUUAGUAUAGUUGGUGUUGCCUUAUCAUGUGACCAAGAUUACGAAUGCUCCACAGGGUUCCCAAUCAAUGCAUGUCAAGGAGAUCUUAAUAUUUAUAGAGGUAUUGGAAUUGAUGGAAAUGGUAAUGUUUUAAUUGCUGGUAUAUAUAAUAGCUCAGGUGGUGGUCCAUUCGGUUUUCCAGGUAUUUUCUCAAUUCCAACAAAUUCCGAUAACGACAAUACUAUUACAAAGAAGUUCGAUGUGUAUGGUGAAAUUGCAGAUGGUCCAGGCUAUACCGCUUUAGAUUAUUUUUAUACCUAUUUACCACAAAGUGAUAGCUAUUAUGUAAGAUUUAAUCAACGUGGGGCACCUCUCUUUUCAAUUUAUAACCCAAGCACCAAAACUAUUCAACCAGUAUGGAAUAUUUUCAACACUCCAUUUGUCCCAGCAUUUGAUGAAGCUAAUAACAGAUUUGUUUAUGGUUGGUAUGGAAUUUCCAUGAUCAAUAAAUUACCAACUCAAAGAGAUGAUGUCAAUUCAGCCACUUUAAUUUAUCAAAGACAAAUUGUUAAUGGAUUGGUAUUAGACGGUACUGAUAUUUAUAUGACAACUUAUGAUGGUAGAUUUUUAAAGGGUACAACAAAUUGUAAUAACUGCACACAAGAUGAACUUCAAUUACUUUUAAACGACACCGAUACAAGUACUCUUAUGGGCUUAGUUAUGGCCGGUGACUAUUUAUACUUUUCAUAUGCCGGUGGUAUCAAAGGUUAUCCAAAAUCAGGUGAUGCUUCAAGAGUUAGACAAUUAGUUAGUGAUUCUGAUAUUGUUUCAAUUGUAGCUUCAAAAGAUGGAAACUUUAUAUAUUACACAACUGAAAGUGGUGUUGUAAAAUCAGUUUCAACUCAAGGUAACCAUGCCCAAGUUAAAGUAUUAUACACUUCACAAUCAAAUCAUCAAUGUAUGACCGCUCCAGGUUUUGAAUCGGACUCCACCUGCAAAGGUAUGGUUCUCUGGUCUAAUGGUCUCCCAUAUUGCACUCCAGUAACAAAUGGUAAACCAAAUAUCUGUUUUGCUGCAUAUCAAUGUGGUGGUUCACCAACUCAAAUCUGUAAUGGUCAAUGUACAUGCUUACCAAACUUUUAUGACGAUAAUUGCAUGAGUUGUGACGGUACUGUAGAAUGGAGUGGUGGUUACCCAAAUUGUAAAUUGUAAACACUAUGGCAUGCCUAGUAGUUUAAAGUAUAAUAAAAAAAGUAUAUUUAAAUAAAGGUUUUUUUUUUAGUUAU